UCGGAAUGUCUUCCGAGCACCCGGGACAGCAUACAGAAAUUGAUUCUCAAUCACCUCAGAGAUGCCAACAACCAGUUUGUCUGGCUUCGCGGAUCUCCCGGGACCGGGAAGACCGCGAUAAGUUUAAGUAUUGCAUCUACACUCAAAGCCGAAGGCACUCUUGCAGCCUCCUUCUUUUGGGACAAAAACCAAAAGGGAACAGGCCUAGAUUCUUUGAAGUUGUUCCCUUCUACCCUUGCACGCCAACUUGCGCUCUUCAGUGCAAACUUCAAGGUGUCACUUAUCAAAUCCCUUCGGCGGCCAGAAAUGGAAUUGUUCCUGGAGCUUUCCCUGGAGGAGCAGAUGCGGACUCUGAUCAUUGAGCCGAUGAGUGAUCUCAAGGGGGUGUUGUCUGGUGGUGACAAACGCUUUGCUAUCAUCUUAGAUGGCUUGGAUGAG
Molecule: messenger RNA, 438 nt
Organism: Cantharellus anzutake
Lineage: Eukaryota; Fungi; Basidiomycota; Agaricomycetes; Cantharellales; Hydnaceae
Exons: 1
Source: RefSeq, a predicted model, not a curated record